This is a messenger RNA of Rotaria sp. Silwood2, 690 nucleotides long. NCBI's taxonomy places the organism in Eukaryota, Metazoa, Rotifera, Eurotatoria, Philodinida, Philodinidae. The record is from the annotation of a GenBank genome assembly.
AUGAGACAAGUUGAUACAUCAGUAUCAAUUAUAGAUCAUUUUGAUCUAUUUACAAUUGUAUUUGAUAUAUUAAUUUCGAUUGUUGGUGGUCUAAUUGUUAAUCGUUUAGUACCAAUAUUAAAAGAUAAAUUUAUUCGUGCUCAAUUAUGGGGAUAUGAUUUGAAUAAAAGAAAUUCAAGAGAAAUAAAAAUUGCAGAAUCCCAGGGUGUUAUAGCAGCUGGUAUUUUUCUUAUUUUAAUGUUUAUUAUGAUUGCUAUUGUAUUUUCUGAACAUCUACAUCCAAAAAGUGAUUUUCCACAUAAUAAAUUUAUUGAAUAUUUGGCUGCUUUACUUUCAAUAUGUUGUAUGGUUCUACUUGGCUUUGUAGAUGAUGUACUUGAUUUACGUUGGAGUGUGAAAUUAUUGUUACCUUUAAUUGCAUCUUUACCACUGUUACUAGUUUAUUUUGCUAAUUAUCAUUCAACAACUAUUAUUCUACCAAAGCCAGUAAGACCAUUUUUAGGUCAUCAAUGGAAUCUUGGCAUUCUAUAUUAUGUCUAUAUGAGUAUGGUAGCUGUAUUUUGUACAAAUGCAAUUAAUAUUCUAGCUGGUGUUAAUGGACUUGAAGUUGGUCAAUCGAUUGUUAUUGCAGCUUCAAUACUUAUUUUUAACUUUAUUGAAUUACAAGGUUUGAAAAUGAUUUUCAAUUAA